This is a messenger RNA of Linum trigynum, 2869 nucleotides long. Lineage: Eukaryota; Viridiplantae; Streptophyta; Magnoliopsida; Malpighiales; Linaceae. The record is from the annotation of a GenBank genome assembly.
CUUGAGCUCAGAAUCCUUCAUUCGCAUCCGACGUGAAUUAGGGUUAUUCACAUUACACGAUAUAGCUCACCUGCCGACCUAGCACUAGAAGGUAUCUAGCUGAUCUGAGUUACCUUCUUUGUCUCGAUUCCUUUAGAGAACUUAGGAUCAAGGUUCCCCUAAAUCAGUGAACUAAUAUACCUUCCUCAAUAACUCUUCCCACGAUUCUUGGAAUUCUUCCGGAUCAAGUUUCUCUGAUUCCUUAUUCAGUCUGACCUUCCCUUAAUGAACUCACUCUUGCAACUUAAAAAGCAGAUCAGAAUCGUAACCUAGCCCACAUCUACUGUCUGCAAUCUAAAAGCCCUCAUGGCUGCCCCAAACCAACACAUAGCCUCUCUUCGCCUAGCUCAAGCCGCCAUUUUCAAUGGCAAGGGCUUUGAAGAUGCAGCGGGGUAUGCUCGCUAUCUUCAUCACUUUCAAGAUCGUACCCUGCUUCCAUCUAUCACUCUUGAUCCCUCCAGAUUCAAUAGGUAUGGGAUGGAUGUUCCACGCCUAAUCAGCACUAUUGGAUGGGGGGAUAUCCUUCCAAAUCGCAAUUUUGGGUUUCGACCUGAGGCAGUUCGAAUGUUUUAUGCCAAUAUGAAGCCGUGUCUUCAUAUCUCUCCCCCGUGCUUUACAACGAUAGUAUACAACUAUCUGAUCACCAUCAAUGUGGAAUUACUAUCUCUGCUGCUUGGAAUUCCCAUUGCGGGAGCUGAAGUCAUGAAUGAAUCAGACUUUCAUUCAGUCGAUUUCAAUGAAGGAGAUGCUAUGCGAUUGUAUACUCGCGACACUGGACGCUACUAUCCUUCUGAGUUUCAUGCUGGGCGACUCCCAGAUGAUCUUAAAGUGAUGCACUUCUACAUAACUCGAUGUUUUCUGCCUCGGUCGUUUGGGCUCAACACUAUCUAUCCUUCUGAUCUCUGGAUCAUGGCUAGUGCCAAAGAAAACCGGGUUAUCAGCUAUCCCCAUCUCAUGUUCGACCACAUGUUGAACUUCCAUGCUGAUAACUAUGCUGCUGAUCUACCCUUUGCACCACAGAUUACUCAAAUCUUGCUGGCCUUAGGCAUAGAUCUUCGCUUUAAGGUGGCUCGUGUUGAUAUUCUCGGUUCUCUUCGUGCUCAAUUCGUUCUUCGUAAGGUGGAUGCCUCUGUUGGUCGUCGUGGCCCCCGAGUCAAUGCUCCAGGGGGAGAAGCAGCAACUGCUGGAGUUCUCUCGCGUCAGGACGGACUCAGUUUGUCUGAGCUAGGAGGGGAUGAAGCAGCAGAGGAACCUGAUACAGACAUGGCAGACAGAGUCGUGAGAGACAAUGGGAAGCGACCAAUGAUGGACCCACUGGAGGCUGUUCGAGCUAUGUUCAGACAGGAGGAAGCUAGUAGUAGCAAUAGGGGACUGAUGAUUGAGGAUGAUGAUACCAUAUCAGACUAUGUGCCGUCACCUAGGUUCUCGUUUUAGAAGGAAUAUUGAACUGAGGGGGAGUCAGAAAGCAGGCCGGGUAGUGUGUCUUUCGUAGAUGUCAUAGAGUCAAGGUUGAAUAAACGCCCUGCCAGGGCUCAUGUCAUUUUUAUUUUUCAAAGUACGAGUCUAGAGUGUUUUGAGUCUUUGUUUCAACAAUUCUGUUUCAACUAUCAAUAAACUUGUCUCGGCUUGGAUUGUCAAUUAAGGUGAUAUACUUAAGCAAAGUCUGUGUUUAGAACAGUCUGCAUGUAACCGUGUGUUGGAGUGUGUGCAGGAACUCCAUCAGCAGCUCAGAGGAUCAUUGACUGUCUUAGGGGGAGAUUGUUGACAAAUCAAGCCAGCCAAUAAUCUUAAAUCAAGAAAAAGAGAUCGUAACUCUGGUGGAGCAGCAUUUGGAAAGAAAUAUGAACAAGGGGAAAGCAGAUUUGGAAAAUCGGAAGGAUUGAUUGAGACAAGGAGUUCCAGGAAAGAAUUCAAAAGAGAAGACCUACUAUACUUGGAAGACAACGGCUAACCUGCAAGGAGUACAAAUACUCAGCUCCAGAUCAAGAAGAAAUCACUUUUCCAAGAGAUCAAGUUACACAGGAAACGUUAGAGUUAUAGCGAGUGUAAUUGAUAGUGAAAAGGGGGUUCUAGCAUUGAUUCAGGAGUGAAACAGUGUUAGGGAAAAGAGGUGUUGGAAAACACAGGAGCUGGAUAGCUUGGGAUUGGGUUCGUAGAUAGGAAUCUUGAUCAUCCAUCCAGGAUUGGUUUGGGUGAUCUCAUAGAACGCAUAACUGUCAACAUAUCAAGAGCGACAUAUCUAGUGGAUCGUUGGAAGUCACAAAUCGUGAUUCUCCAACCGUGGAGUAGUCAGUAUUGGGAUUCAUUUUCUCCCAAUACUGGAAACCACGUAAAAACUGAGCCUGUGUCUUUUACUUCAGUAUAAUAUCUCUGUUUGGAUAGCUUCUUUGUUUUGCAGGUACAGGGGAGCUCGAGUCUGCUCAAGAAACCCAGACGCUUGCGAAGGAAGAAGAAGGUCCCGAGUAGAGUAACUUGAAACGAAUCGUUUCACUAAUAAGAAGAGUUUGGCAGGCUGACAAUUGAGUGGGCCUGCGCUUUCGAGCCCAACGAAAAGAGAGUGAUCUCUCAGCCUACUAACACCUACACGAAUUUGGUUCAACUCUGUCGUCGAUUCAGCAACCCUAUUUCUCAUUCUCAUUCGAUCUUCCAAAAGGGAAUUUAGGGUUCGCAGGAACAAAACCACCCAACUCGAGAAGAAGGUGUCUCGCGCUCGACGCUGCUAACAAUACGUACGUACAUGCAUGCCAAUUGGCUAGACGCACACACCCGCUCCCAUGGCACAUUUUUACCGACAUAUGAUAAAAUUGGACGAUAAAAAAAGAUUAGCAUG